Messenger RNA from Coffea eugenioides, 1774 nucleotides. Its product is annotated as aspartyl protease family protein At5g10770. Gene Ontology annotation, biological process: proteolysis. Lineage: Eukaryota; Viridiplantae; Streptophyta; Magnoliopsida; Gentianales; Rubiaceae. The transcript has 2 exons. Gene Ontology annotation, molecular function: aspartic-type endopeptidase activity. The record is from RefSeq and is a predicted model, not a curated record. Bases 110 to 1540 code for a protein of 476 amino acids.
GUCUCAUCAGUCCUUCGUGCCUCCUUCCCACGUCCUUUGAUCUGUUAAAUAUUUCUAAUUGUUUUGUUUCUCCUUCAACAACUGCACCGGGAUAUUGGCAGAAAUCUAGAUGGCUUCUUGCUCAUCGUUGGUGCUUGUAGCUGUUAUUCUACUUCUUAGCACUAAUACUCGUGGAGUUUUCAGUAGCUACGGAGAGAAGGAAGUCCUUUCUCUGAAAAAGCUUCAAUGGUCACAGAGAAGUAGCAAAACAAGUUUUUUAUCGCAAAAAUCAAGAACGGAGAAUGGUGCAACUAUUUUGGAAAUGAGGCACAGAGAUUGCUUCUCUGGAAUCAUAUCUGACUGGAAUCAGAGGCUCCAAAAUUGGCUACAGGCCGAUAGAAUUCGAGUCAAGUCAAUACAAGCUCAAAUUAAAAUCUUGGCUUCCGGCAAAACUGAAGCCCACUCCCAAACUCGGAUUCCCAUUGCUUCUGGUGUAAAUCUGCAUACCCUAAACUAUAUCGUGCCUGUGACAGUAGGUGGCAGAAAUAUGACAGUAAUUGUUGAUACAGGCAGUGAUCUGACAUGGGUUCAAUGCCAACCUUGCAAAUUAUGUUAUAAUCAACCCGAACCUAUAUUUGACCCCUCAUUAUCAUCUUCAUACCAUUCAAUUCCUUGCAAGUCAUCAGCCUGUCAGUCUUUGCAAUUUGCCACAGGCAAUUCAGGACUCUGCGGAGGUGAUGCAGGAACAUGCAAGUAUGAUGUGAGCUAUGGUGAUGGAUCUUAUACUCGAGGCGUUCUGGGCAGCGACCGCCUAAUACUUGGAACCAUCCCUGUUGAGAACUUUGUAUUUGGCUGUGGAAGAAACAACAGAGGCCUCUUUGGGGCUGCUUCAGGUCUAAUGGGGCUGGGAAGGAGCGAUCUUUCCCUGAUUUCUCAAACUUCUGAUGUAUUUGGAGGUGUUUUCUCCUACUGUUUACCUACAACUGAUGUUGGUUCUUCUGGUUCGCUAAUAUUAGGUGGUGAUGCUUCAGUUUACAAGAAUUCUACACCGUUUUCGUAUACUAGAAUGGUUCCAAAUCCACAGCUGGUGACAUUCUACUUUCUCAAUCUCACUGGAAUUACUGUUGGCGGGGUUGCUACACAAGCUCCAAGUUUUGGUAAAGCUGGGAUUCUUAUUGAUUCAGGGACAGUUAUUACGAGGUUGCCUCCAUCAAUUUAUGAGGCUGUGAAGACCGAAUUCUUGAAACAAUUUUCAGGGUACCCUACAGCACCAAGCUUUUCAAUCUUGGACACUUGCUUUAAUCUUUCUUCAUAUGAUGAAGUAGAUGUUCCCACGGUUAAAAUGCAGUUUGAGGGUGAUGCUGAGCUCACUGUGGAUGUCACUGGAAUUGUUUACAUUGCAAAGAGCGAUGCAUCUCAGGUUUGCUUAGCUCUUGCAAGCCUGACUUUUGAAGAUGAGAUUGGUAUUAUUGGCAAUUAUCAGCAAAAGAAUACAAGAGUCAUAUAUGACACUAAAGAGUCUAAAUUGGGAUUUGCUAAAGAAUCUUGCAGUUUCUAUUAGAUUAGAUGGCCUAGAGGCUGCUGGUGGGGAGAGCCAAACAGCUAGUUGGCUGCUAUGAAGGAGAUUAGCCAUUUCUGUUUCAGUCAUGUAUGAUAUCCAUGAUUCCUAAUUAUUGGGAAUGGUAUAGGUAGUGUAAUUGUAUGAAAAGCCACUUGUAUUUGCUGAGCGUCCAAGUGUAAUAUAUGACACUAUGAAAUGUAGCUAGGGUUCUGGAGGCAAAAAGCUUCAAGUGCA